This is a messenger RNA of Camelina sativa (false flax), 562 nucleotides long. RefSeq lists its product as uncharacterized. Gene Ontology annotation, cellular component: cytoplasm. NCBI's taxonomy places the organism in Eukaryota, Viridiplantae, Streptophyta, Magnoliopsida, Brassicales, Brassicaceae. The record is from RefSeq and is a predicted model, not a curated record.
AAUAAUGGAUCAGACGGCGGAGGAGAAGAUGGUGAGAGAGAGAAUCAGAAAGAGAGUUAACGAAGUCAGUUCUGUAUCUCAGUCUCUUCUUUCUCCAGUACAAGACCACAUCAAUUUCACCCUUCAAAAGGCAUACUUCAAAUGUGCAUAUGAGUGCUUUGAUAGGUCAAGAACACACGCUGAGAUUAGUCGAUGUGCAGAGAGUUGCAGUGUUCCAAUCACCAAUGCACAGAACUACUUCGAUAACGAGAUGUCUGUGUUCCAAGAGAGGUUGAAUAGAUCUCUUGUGGUUUGUCAAGACAAGUUUGAGGCUGCUAAGCAUCAGAAGAGUAGAACUGAAGCUGUUGAUGGUUUGGAGCAGUGUGUGAACCAAACUGUUGAUGUAGAAGCUGUGAAGACUCUGCCUAAUCUCGUGGAAAGAAUGAAGAAAGCUUUGUCAAUCACAGACCUAUCUCCUCCGUAACUAUAUUAUAAUAGCGACUCUUUCUGAUUCUUUGAAAUUAAAUUUUAUUUGAUCUCAACAAACUCGAAUACAUUCCUUGGUUGGCAAAAGCUCACUUCA